This is a messenger RNA of Betta splendens (Siamese fighting fish), 897 nucleotides long. It is a transcript of the gene hspb1, whose product is annotated as heat shock protein, alpha-crystallin-related, 1. The record is from RefSeq and is a predicted model, not a curated record. Gene Ontology annotation, molecular function: protein folding chaperone. Gene Ontology annotation, biological process: protein refolding; response to heat. Lineage: Eukaryota; Metazoa; Chordata; Actinopteri; Anabantiformes; Osphronemidae. Bases 61 to 678 code for a protein of 205 amino acids. The transcript has 3 exons.
CGGACAGCACAUUUGAAAGAGAUCUUCCUCCGAGGCCAAAGGGAUUUGAACACAGCAGCCAUGGCUGAGAGACAUAUUCCUUUCACCCUGCUCCGCACCCCGAGCUGGGACCCAUUCCGCGACUGGUACCAGAGCAGCCGCAUCUUCGACCAGACCUUCGGGAUGCCGGCCGCACUAGAGGACUUCGCCACAUUCCCCAGCACCCACUGGCCCGGGUACAUGCGGCCCUCCUUCCUCGCCCCGGACGUGGGCGCCAUGAUGCCCCACGGCCACGGACCCGCACUCUACCCAAACGCCAUGAUGGCCCAGCAGGCCCGCGCCCUGUCCCGCCAGAUGAGCAGCGGCAUCUCAGAGAUCAAGCAGACGCCGGAGAACUGGAAGGUGUCGCUGGACGUCAACCAGUUCUCCCCCGAGGAGCUGGUGGUUAAGACCAAGGAUGGCGUGGUGGAAAUCAGCGGCAAACAUGAAGAGAGGAAGGACGAGCACGGAUUUGUGUCCAGAAGCUUCACCCGGAAAUACACUCUCCCCUCGUCGGCCAACGUGGAGAAGGUGACGUCCUCCCUGUCUCCAGAGGGCGUUCUGACCGUGGAGGCGCCUUUGAACAAAGCGGCCAUCGAGUACUCGGAGACCACGAUACCCGUGAACGUGGGCGAGAAAGCUGGCGUGGUAAAGAAGUAGGAGGAGCGGCCGCAUCGCGGACCCCACAGCGACACGCAGUAGAAAGAGCAUCACAACUACACUCUCCGUAUGAACAUACAGUAGGACAGGAGCCUCGCAGCUCAGCUUUCUAAAUCUCCUUUAUGCUGGACUGGAUCAUCCGUGAUCUGUGGUGUAGCUGCCUUUGUGAACACGCUACUCAGUCUUGAAAAGCAACAAUAAAUAAAGAACAAACAUGAA